AUGGCGAAAAGGGUUGCUGUCAUCGGAGCUGGGGCCAGUGGCCUGACUGCUAUUAAAUGCUGCUUGGAUGAAGGUCUCCAGCCAACAUGUUUUGAAAGAAGUGACGACAUUGGUGGGCUGUGGAGGUUCCAGGUAUGUCAAAGUCUGGCUUUGUUGUUUAUUUACAAGCAGGGUCGUCUUUAGCAUAGGCGGCGCCGGGGUGCAAAAUCUGCCCAGCGCAACCAAAUGUUCAUUUUAGCUGCUGCCGCUGCCUCCUCCCGGAUACUAAUAAAUGCUACUUUCACGGAGGGAAGACUGGGGGUGUGGGUCAAGGAAGAAGAAGAAGAAGAGAACAAGAAGAGUUUGGAUUUGAUAUUCCCGUUUUAUCACUACCCGAAGGAGUCUCAAAGCGGCUAACAUUCUCCUUUCCCUUCCUUCCCCACAACAAACACUGGGUGACCUUAGGCUAGUCACACUUCUUUGAAGUCUCUCAGCCCCACUCACCUCACAAAGAAGUGCGACUAGCCUAAGGUCACCCAGCAGCUGCAUGUGGAGGAGCGGGGAAGCGAACCCGGUUCCCCAGAUUACGAGUCCACCGUUCUUAACCACUACACCGCACUGGCUCUUGAGGGAGGGAGAUGCUGCCUUCAUGGAGAGAAGACUGGCGGUGUGGGGUGAGGGAGGGAGAUGCUGCCUCAUGGAGGGAAGACUGGGGGUGUGGGGUGAGGUAGGGAGGGAGGCUUGGGAAGGAAGCUGCACGCUCGCCAGCCAUAUGGUUGGCGAGGCACAGCUGGCGGGCGUGCAGGGAAAGGGGAGGCUGCCGGCAAAGCCACACAACUCCCCCACUCGCUGGGGCGCCCCUGAGAGGCUGGCGCCCUGGCGCAACGAACCACUAAGCCCUAUGGGAAAGACGGCUCUGUUUACAAGGGAAUAGCAAAAUGUCCAUGUGCAAACAGCAAUAGUGCCCCUUGCGACAGGAUGAGCAUCCAGCAAAGAGAAUGGUGCUUUGUUUCUGCUUUGCCCACCUGUAUCUGCUUAAAGAAUACAGUGGUACCUCGGGUUAAGAACUUAAUUCAUUCUGGAGGUCCAUUCUUAACCUGAAACUGUUCUUAACCUGAGGUACCACUUUAGCUAAUGGGGCCUCCCGCUGCUGCCGCGCCGCCGGAGCACGAUUUCUGUUCUCAUCCUGAAGCAAAGUUCUUAACCCGAGGUACUAUUUCUGGGUUAGCGGAGUCUGUAACCUGAAGCGGCUGUAACCCAAGGUACCACUAUAUGUGGGGGAAGAAAAAGAGGCUGGGAGUUCAAAGUUAUAUUUGGAUGGGGGAGGGAUUGCUAAUCAUUGGAAGCUCCUAUAAAAACCUUCGCAUUCCCAAGCACACAUCCUCCGUCAGUAGCAGCAGUAAGCCAUGGGUGGUUGAAAGGAAUUUUCAUUUAGCCGGGGACAAAUCACAGGUGAGAUAUCUGACUGGCUAUUCUUGGGAAGAGGUUGUGACUGCAAAUUAUAUUUCAGAUUUAGAGCAGGCCAAAAUCAAAAUGGCUGAAAGAUUCAAACAGUCAAUGCUAAAAAUACUUUGCAUUUUGAAACGGAAGUUUCUCAAAGUGUGAAUCACAGGAUAAUAGUUUGCAGAUUCUGAAUAUUUGUUUUGAUGAAGCCAGUAAGGUAUAGAACAAUGAUAUACACAUUGCUAAGCUCCUAGUUUAAGAAAAGCUGCACGUUUUCCCAGGGCCUUGAAAAUGAGCUACUUUCAUUCUUUAAGUUUCACUAUGGGUCUCUGGUGAAAAAUGGUUUUUGAAGCACUAUGGAAACCUGGCAAAAUGUGCUAGAUCAGAAACCAUAGCCUGGAGCCAUGAUAAUAAUAAUAAUAAUAAUAAUAAUAAUAAUAAUAAUAAUAAUAAUAUUUAUAUCCCUCCCUCCCCAGCCAAAGCCGGGCUCAGAGCGGCUAACAACAGUAAAAAUAACACAGUUUACAUAAAAUCACAAUCAAUUAAUUGAAAUACAUUCUAAAAUCAGUUCAUUUAAAAAUCAAUUCAGAGUCAAAUUAAUGGCAACCAUCGGGCUAGAGUUCUAUGCGGAUUACAGAAGGAGGGGGUCAGACUGUGCCUUCAGGUACUAAGUACCUGAAAAAACCCAUGAUCUAGGCUCAACUUUAGAAGCCCUGUUCUUAAUUCUGCAAUUUCCUUCAGGAGCACGAUAUUGGGGGCCAGGCCAGCAUUUAUAAAUCUCUAACCAUCAAUACCUCAAAGGAGAUGAUGAGCUACAGUGAUUUCCCCAUCCCUGCUGAGUACCCAAACUACAUGCACCACAGCAAAGUGAUGGAGUACUUCAGGAUGUAUGCAGAACACUUUGACUUGCUCAGACACAUACGUUUCAAGGUAAGAAGCCUGGCCCCUCAUUCUAUGGCAGGGGUCAGCAACCUUUUUCAGUCGUGGGCCAGUCCACCGUCCCUCAGACCAUGUGGUGGGCCGGACUAUAUUUUGGAAAAAAAUAUGAACGAAUUGCUAUGCCCCACAAAUAACCCAGAGAUGAAUUUUAAAUAAAAGGACACAUUCUACUCGUGUAAAAACAGCAGGCAGGCCCCACAAAUCACCCAGAGAUGCAUUUUAAAUACAGUGGUGCCUCGCAAGACAAAAUUAAUCCGUUCCGCGAGUAUCUUCGUCUAGCGGUUUUUUCGUCUUGCGAAGCAACCCUAUUAGCGGCUUAGCAGAUUAGCGCUAUUAGCGGUUUAGCGGCUAUUAAAGGCUUAUCGGCUUAGCGGAUUAGCUGCUAAAAGGCUAUUAAAGGCUUAGCGGCUUAGAAAAAGGGGGGGGGAAAGCGGGAAAAAAAUCUCAAGACUCGCAAGACAUUUUCGUCUUGGGAAGCAAGCCCAUAGGGAAAUUCGUCCUGUGAAGCGCAUUGAAAACGGAAAACCCUUUCGUCUAGCGGGUUUUCCGUCUUGCGAGGCAUUCGUUUUGCGGGGCACCACUGUAAAAGGAAACAUUCUACUCUACAUGCUGAUUCCUGGACCAUCCAUGGGCUGGACUGAGAAGGCGAAUGGGACGCAUCCAGCCCCCGGGCCUUAGGUUGCCUGCCCCUGUUUUAUGGCUACCAAGGCAGCAGCAAGCAUGAUCACAGUAGGGAUGGUGGAAAACAGCUGGGAAUGGAAAACAGAAACAGAUUCUCCUGCCCCUGCCUCCCACUUCCUUUCCUUUAAAUGGUUUUAAAUUUAAAUGAUGCUUUUAAUAAGGUUUUUUAUUUAAUUGUGGGUGAGUGUGUAUCCUUUGUGUGUUUUUAAACUGUUUUCAUGUUACGAGCUGCCUUGGGGAAAAGGCAAGAUAUAAACAAACAAAUAAAAUGCCACAAAGGCAACUUUCAACAUGUUUCAAGGGAAAUUUGUAAAAAAAAACAAACCCCACAAAUUUUAUACUCUAAAGAGGCACAAAGUUACAGGCUCAAAAAAGACAGCCUCUGAUAUAAUAAACUAAAAGCACUUUUGGAGUGGUUGGGGUGGGGGACAUUUUGACAAACCACCACAACCUCCCAGAUUUGUUCGAGGUAUGAACUUGAUAUUUCAUGCCAUGAUAUUUUAUUAUAUAUGUUUUAUGAUUUCAUUAUGUAUAAUAUGGGACAUGGGUGGUGCUGUGGGUUAAACCACAGAGCCUAGGACUUGCUGAUCAGAAGGUCAGCGGUUCGAAUCCUCGCGACGGGGUGAGCUCCCGUUGCUCAGUCCCAGUUCCUGCCAACCUAGCAGUUCAAAAGGUAAACGGCGUUUCCGUGCACUGGUCUGGUUCGCCAGAAGCAGCUUAGUCAUGCUGGCCACAUGACCUGGAAGCUGUAUGCCAGCUCCCUCGGCCAAUAAAGUGAGAUGAGCGCCGCAACCCCAGAGUCAUCCGUGACUGGACCAAACGGUCAGGGGUCCCUUUACCUUUACAUUUAUGUAUGAUAUAUUAUUGGCCCAUCCAGUUCAGCCUUCUCGUCAGCUCUGACUGCUAAGCAGCGCUCCCUCGCUUCAGGCAGGAGCAUUUUCCCGCCCUUCCUGGGAGUGCCAAGUAUUGCACCGCGGCCUUUUAAAUGUGUGCAGCAACUACAGUUGUGCUUUGUAAGCUCCCUCUAGUACGGGUUGUACCACUUGAGAUUGUGGAUGAGGCCUCACACGAUUUUAUGUGGACGUUCGAUCUUGUCUCAAGUGAUACAGUUUUUAUAAGGCUCCCACACCUUGGAAACUUGCACAAUGGCUGUUCUUGUUUUCUGUGCGGAGGAGCAUGAUUUAGCCAUGUAAGCUCCCACCUAGAACCUGAUCUGGUCUUAUCCAAGAACAGGUUUAUAACACCUCAUUGAGGGGUGGCAGUGGCGGGGGGUGGCCUUUAUGUCUAAUAAUAAUAAUAAUAAUAAUAAUAAUAAUAAUAAUAAUAUUUUAUUUAUACCCCGCCCUCCCCAGCCAAGGCCGGGCUCAGUGACAGUGACAGAUAUAUGUAUAAGCUAAAUAAGCUAUAGCAUACGACCCCACUCUCUUGGGGCCCUCAAAAAAUUUAAAGGAAAAAAACAACCCGGAUGUACAUUUCCAAAAUAUUAGAUAAAAAACUAAUAAAAUAAAACCGACAUACAGCAACAGUGUUUUGGGUUGUGUAGGCUCUUAUGAUGUAAGUAAUGGGCCCCACCUGCUAGCCUGCUCCCUAAAAUAUCACUGGUUUGCUCAUUUCUAUAUAUAGGGUGCCUAUAUUCUGCAUGUGCAAAUGGCUUUAGAUACCUAUUAGGUCUAUAAAUUACCAUAUAGCAUAUAUUCAACACAAAAAAACAGCGACAAUUUGUUGUUGACAAAGGACAGCUGGACAUAUAAAGGGCCCAAUUACCUUCAGUAGCUUAGGGCCUCAUCAAACCUAAAUCCGGCCCUGCGUCUAGAUAUUCAUUGUAUGAGCAGUUCCCAAAAUGAUUCAAAGGAACGUCAUCCCCGUGACCCCCCAAUCUGAGGGUGCAAUAUAAAUGUUCCACUUUGCAACCCCACUCACUGGCCUUUGUGAGCGUAUUUUAAUUCAUGUGCUUCAUUGCUGUGAAAUGUGCAUAUAAAGCCAAGCAUAAAAACCAUUUACCUUGUCUUUCAAGGCCUGUGUCUGCAGCAUAAAGAAACGUCCAGAUUUCCCCAUUACUGGCCAAUGGGAGGUUGUAAGUGAAAUAUAUGGGAAGCAGGAAUCUGCCAUCUUUGAUGCUGUCCUGGUCUGCACUGGGCACCACAUAGAUCCUUAUUUUCCACUGGAUUUGUUUCCUGGUAGGUGGGAUUUUCUGAUGUGGUCAACUGCUUGAGAGUUCUGGGGAACCCGUACGAAAGCAGAAUCUCCGUGGCAGGAGUUUGGUUACCCCCGCUAUUCUUUUUAGGGUAUUUGGGUGUCUUAGAAUAUUUAUAACAUAGUAACAUCGACAACCUCAAAUAUUUAAGGCACUAUGUGUGGGAAUACAGGUUAAAAUAUAAUUUAAAAAGCUGCCUCAUUUUAAUAGUGGCCCGUAGAUCAAAACCAUAAGGGGAGGGAAACAUAAGGCUGAGUCCAAACCAAAGGCCAGGCGGAACAGCUCUGUCUUGCAGGCCCUGUGGAAAUAUGUCAAGUCCCGCGGGGCCCUAGUCUCUUGUGACAGAGCGUUCCACCAAGUCGGAGCCAGUACUGAAAAGGCCCUGGCUCUAGCUGAGACCAACCUAACCACCUUACGACUUGGGACCUUCAAGGUGUUGUCAUUUGUAGACUUUAAGGUCCUCCGCGGGGCAUACCAGGAGAGGUGGUCCCGUAGGUACGUGGGUCCUAGGCCGCAUAUUUUUUAUUGUUGUUGUUAUUAUUAUUAUUAUUAUUAUUAUUAUUAUCCCUGCUCGGAGGAAGAGCAUUUCCUCCCUGGGGCGAUGUCAGACUUGACUAUCCUUGCUAGGGGCACAGAUAACUCUGUGAAACCUGUACGGAUGUUUAAAUUUGAGGCUUCCCCCUGACAGUGGAAGCAACAAGGAUACACCUUGCUCAGCACCAUGCAAAAUGGCUUAUUUCUCCUUUUCACAGGUGUUGAGAAGUUUAAGGGGAAAAUUAUGCACAGCCGAGAAUAUAAGCAUCCUGAAAAAUUCCGGGACCAGCGAAUCCUCGUGAUAGGCUUGGGAAAUUCUGGAGCGGACAUCUCCGUGGACCUCAGCCAUGUCACUAAGCAGGUGCUGCUCACUUAAGAAAAAACAAAUAAAUCAUUUGCCUUUUAUUCUCCUAAACACCUUUCUGGGGCACCUUUCUCAAGCUUCGGGCCCUGUAGUGCCACUGAAACCAAGAGAAGAGGUGAGCUCUGCUAGUGACACUUAACCUGCUUAAUUCUGCAAGUGUUUACUUGUAAGGAAGUCUCACUUAACUCAAUGGCACUUGAUUCCUCAGAAUCUUUUCCCUAAAUAUGCAAUUUAAAAACAAAACACAAAGCAAUUCAUGGGGGACUUUGCGGUUGAGCAAUGAACCCACAGAGGGUGGGAUUGCUUAGCGCUUGAGGCCCCUACCAACCCUCAGCUGCUUUUUCAGCCACAGGGGAAAAUAUACUGGAGUUCCCCCAUAGGAUAAUAUUCCAAAAUGGUAUUCCCCACCUGCAGUGUAUCAAAGGAUAGUGUAUCAAAUCGCUACAAGGACGCUGCCAGCACAUUCUAAUGUAUGUGUCGGUUAUGCCUGAACAUGUGAACAUGUGAUUCCAUUACACUUGGCCCUCAGUAGGCAUCUCUGGUGGGUUUUUCUUCCUUAACCUGCCCCUGUCUCCUCCCGAUAGAUCUUUCUGAGCACCAGAACUGGCACCUGGGUGGUGAAUCGUGUCUCCGAUGAUGGUUACCCCUUGGACGUGGUUCAUUUUACACGCUUCAAAAACCUCCUUCGCAGUAUGCUUCCUUGCACUCUGGUGAACCUGUGGGGAGAGAAGAAGCUGAAUGCGAGGUUUAAUCAUGAGAACUAUGGUAUAAAACCCCAGCACAGGUAAGGCAGGAGACUUUUUUAAUCUUGGAGAAUCAUGAAGGGUGGGGAAUUCUGCCUUUCUUUGCUGUUUUUAGCAUUUCUUCUUUUUCUUCUUUUCUUCUUUUUUCUUUUUCAAGGAACCAUUUGCAUUCUUUUAUUAAAAGUUUGUUACCUUGAUUUCUUAUUUUUCCGGUAAGUUUCGCCAUUUCUGCAUAUUUCAUAAGUUUUUAUAUCCAUUCUUCUUUCGCUGGGACAUCUUCUUCUUUCCAUUUUUGGGCAAGGAACAUUCUUGCCGCUGUAGUCGCAUACAUGAAUAAAUUUCAAUACAGUUUGGAUAGUUCUGUCCCUAUAAUUCCCAAAAGGAAAGCUUCUGGGUUUGGUUUUUUUACAAACAUUAUUUUAAACAUAUUUUUCAAUUCAUUACAUAUCAUUUCCCAGUUAAGCUUUAACCUUACUACAAGACCACCACAUAUGGUCAAAAAGAACCUUCUUUCUCUUUACACUUCCAACACUUAUUUGAUAUUGAUUUAUACAUUUUUGCCAUUUAUUCAGUGUUAGGUACCACCGAUAUAACAUUUUCAUAUAAUUUUCUCUUAGACCAUAACAUGCUGUAAAUUUUAUAUCCAUAUUCCACGAUCGUUCCCAUGCUUCCAUAUCUAUAUUAUAACCAAUAACUAUUGUCCAGUGUAUCAUUGAGGAUUUUACUUGCUCGUCCUUUGUCUCCCAUUCCAAUAAUAUUUUAUACAUUUUAGACAGGACUUUUACAUUACAUUCCAAGAGAUCUCUCUUCAGUUGUGAUAUUUGUUCCCCAAACCCUUGUAUCCUAUCUUUCUUAAAUACUUUGUUCAAAUGAUGAUAUUGGAUCCAUGUUGUUAAUUUUCCUGAUAAUUCCUUAAAUUCUUUUAAUGGAUACUCUCCUCCCUCUUGGUUUAAUAAAUUUCUUUAAGUUGUCCACCCUUCUAUCAGAUUCCUUUUCUUUACCGCUAUAGCUUCCAACAGACGCGGGUGGCGUUGUGGGUUAAACCACAGAGCCUAGGAUUUGCUGAUCGGAAGGUCGGUGGUUUGAAUCCCUGUGACAGGGUGAGCUCCCGUUGCUUGGUCCCUGCUCCUGCCAAACUAGCAGUUCGAAAGCACGUCAAAGUGCAAGUAGAUAAAUAGGUACCGCUCUGGCAGGAAGGUAAAUGGCGUUUCCGUGCGCUGCUCUGGUUCGCCAGAAGCGGCUUAGUCAUGCUGGCCACAUGACUCAGAAGCUGUACGCCAGCUCCCUCGGCCAAUAAAGCGAGAUGAGCGCAGCAACCCCAGAGUCAGUCACGACUGGACCUAAUGGUCAGGGGUCCCUUUACCUUUAUAGCUUCCAACGGUGAGAGCCAAAUGGAUGGGGCUGAAUCAACCAGCUCCCCUCUCUUAUUCCUCCUCUCCCAUGUCACUGCCUGACCUCUCGCCACCUCCAUUCUCAGAGUCCCCUCAUCCUUUGACACAUCCUGCCUUUCCCACCCCAUCCUGGCUGCCACCAGGUAGCACAUGCAGCUAGUCUCUCUGGCCUCACUUGUAAUAAUCUCCUCUCCAUUCUUCUUUCUGUCCACGUGUGUGAAAAUAUAUAUGCUUCCAUACUGUCAGGCUAGGGAAUUUGAUCCCUCCCACAGUGGCAGCCAAGAAGCAGAUAACAAGAAGAGUUCUUACCAAGUCUUUAUUCAAUAUUCACACAGAGAGAACGCAGAAAUGCCAUCUCUCUUAGAUAAUGGCGUUGCUCCAAGUAAAGUCCCACCCCCUCCGUCUCUCCUAUUAUACAUCAUCCCUGUGUCAUCUGACCUGUGCUUUCUGCCUCUGAGCUUUCUGUUCUACUACUCUCAAUGCACGCCGGGUCCUGGGAGAGGGGGGUCAGGAAUGCUUUCUAAAGACCCUGAGUCUGUUAGCUGUAUCUCCCCUAGUGCUUCUUCUUCCUGCUGCUCCUCUCCCAAUAUUUCCCAGCUUCUCCUCUCUGCAGCCUCUGCACUAUGACCUUCCGCAAACCACUCUUCUAAAUCUAUACUGUCCUUCUCUUCUUGGGAAGAUUCAGGAAGAGGGGGGCGCGGUCCCCACCAUUCCUCCUCAGUCCAGUCCCUGACACAUACACACAGAGAAGCAAAGGCUUCUCCCCUUGUGCUCCGUAAAGAGCCAUGCACACUGUGUGUGUAUUUGUGUGUGUGUGACAAACAACCAAGGAAUAAAUCUUAAUAAACUUCUGCAAGCGCAGAACAACGCCCCCCAACCCAUCCAGAGGUUACAGCACUUCAAGGUCUCUUUCCUUCUUUGCUCCAUAGGUUCCUCAGUAGGUAUCCCAUUGCAGCUGACGACCUUCCAAAUGCCAUAAUUUCUGGCAGGGUGCUCAUGAAGCCAAAUGUGAAGGAGUUCACCGAGAGAGGAGUGAUAUUUGAAGAUGGCAGCAGAGAGGAAGACAUUGACGUGGUGAUCUUUGCCACAGGAUACAACUACUCAUUUGCCUUCGUUGAGGAGGGAGUCAUCAAGACAAGGGGCAAUUGGAUCCCGCUCUAUAAGUUUGUCUUCCCACCACAGCUGGAAAAGCCCACAAUGGCAAUCAUUGGCCUCCUCCAACCUUUGGGAGCCAUUAUGCCAAUAGCUGAACUCCAAGCUCGCUGGGCCACGAGAAUCUUCAAGGGUAAGGAAGAGAGGAAUACACUGGGGAUUCCCAAGCUACUGCUCUGCUAAGGUCUCCAGCUUGGGCUCUGUUCAGUAUAGUGAACUCCCUGAUCCAUGCUGGAACAACAAAGAAUUAUGGGUGGAUUCUCAUGGGUGUGAAAAGGUGACUUCUAAUCCAACCAUGCAUUUCUAUAACUGUGUCUGGGAGGGGACUGAGUUAUGAGAGAGGUUGCAGUAGGCAAGGAGACCAAGGCUUGAACCAGAGUUUUACCUGAUAGGACAGGAAGAAAUGAGCAUCUUUUUGCAUUCUUGGUCAGGAGAAAGAGAGCUGCGAAACAAUUGGCCAGCCGAUCCUUUAUUUGAAAUGCUUAACUGGUACAUAUCUCUGUGUUAUUUUUCAGGCCUGCUCAAGUUGCCUUCAGAGGAUGAAAUGAUGGCUGACAUUACCAAGAAGGUCACGUAUAAUGAGAAACGGUAGGUUGCCGUCUUUCCAUACUUACAGUGAGGGAUGCUAAUUUCUCUUGGGACUUCAGCAUGCUAAAUCUCAUUUCUUGCUUUGUAGAGUGUUCUUCAAAUGUGUAGUUUGCCAGAGCUUCCCAUUAGUUCAUGCCAUUUUUCACCUCUACAUUGCUGGUACAUGCACAUUGAUAAAAUGUGGCAGAAAAGCAAUAUUUGUGCCAGUGUACAAGCUUUUUCCCUGCAGGAUUCCCCCAGUAUUUGAAUAGGGUGGAAAGUGUGUGACCUUUGACCACCAAUUUGGGAAGACUAGUAACCCUUGAGCAAUAGGAUGUGGGGCAGAGGAACAGUUUGGGGCUAGUUUCCCCGUUCAACUAGGAGUCAGGGAAGCAGAAAGACCAGUGAGUUGACUGAGGCUGAAGCAUCCUUCCAGUCCACAGUUGCUCUUUGGUGACCUGAUGCAGAAUUACCGUAUUUUUUGCUCUAUAAGACUCACUUUUUCCCUCCUAAAAAAGUAAGGGGAAAUGUGUGUGCGUCUUAUGGAGCGAAUGCAGGCUGCGCAGCUAUCCCAGAAGCCAGAACAGCAAGAGGGGUUGCUGCUUUCACUGCGCAGAGAUCCCUCUUGCCGUUCUGGCUUCUGAGAUUCAGAAUAUUUUUUUUCUUGUUUUCCUCCUCCAAAAACUAGGUGCAUCUUAUGGUCUGGUGCGUCUUAUAGAGUGAAAAAUACGGUACCAACUUUGUUGCCUGCUAAGAUGUGCAGCCUCUGCCCAGCCUGGAUAUUUGUAAACAAAGCAAAUAUUCACAAGGGAUGUUAAGUUUCCAAUGCUCUCCCAUCCACAGGAAAGGGAACCCUGUAGUUCUGUCCUGAAGCCUCUCGCGGAAGUAGGGUGUGUGUUGCCACUGGAAAUUAUGAGUCUUGCUCCCUGGGAUUAAAAGCAGCCAAAUGCGCCAAACUUGGCAAAGGGGAGAGGGAGUGGCUGUAGGGAGACCAAGCUGGAGCUGCGUUUAAGGCAGGGGUCAGCAAACCUUUUCAGCAGGGGGCCAGACCACUGUCCCUCAGACCUUGUCAGGGGCCAGACUAUAUUUUUAUUUGGCGGGGGGGAUGAACAAAUUCCUAUGCCCCACAAAGAACCCAGAGAUUCAUUUUAAAUAAAAGCACACAUUCUACUCAUGUAAAAACAUGCUGAAUCCCAGACCAUCCGCAGGCUGGAUUUAGAAGGUGAUUGGGCCGGAUCUGGCCUCUGGGCCUUAGUUUGCCUACCCAUGGUUUAAGGCAGCCUUCCUCAACCUGUGGGUCCCUAGAUGUUGUUGAACCACAACUCCCAUCACCCCUAGCUAGCAAGGCCGGAGCUCGGGGAUGAUGGGAGUUGUAGUCCAACAACAUCUGGGGACCCACAGGUUGAGAACCGCUGGUUUAAGGUCUCCUUAAAGGUAAAGGGUAAAGUGACCCCUGACCAUUAGGUCCAGUCGUGACCGACUCUGGGGUUGCAGCGCUCAUCUCGCUUUAUUGGCCGAGGGAGCCGGUGUACAGCUUCCGAGUCAUGUGGCCAGCAUGACUAAGCCGCUUCUGAACCAGAGCAGCGCACGGAAACGCCGUUUACCUUCCCGCUGGAGCGGUACCUAUUUAUCUACUUGCACUUUGACAUGCUUUUGAACUGCUAGGUUGGCAGGAGCAGGGACCGAGCAACGGGAGCUCACCCUGUCACGGGGAUUCGAACCGCCAACCUUCUGAUCGGCAAGCCCAGGGGUCUAACUAAUGCCUGCCAAUUCCCCCCUCUCUCCUUAGAUAUGUGCCAAGCCAGCACACCAUGCUGCAGGUGCAGUAUGUUGAUCACAUGGACGAACUGGCCUCCCUGUCGGGAGUGAAGCCCAACCUGCCGCGUCUCAUCCUGACGGACCCAAAGCUGGCCUGGGAGGUGUUCUUUGGGCCCUGCUCUCCGGCGCAGUUCCGUCUGACCGGGCCUGGGAAGUGGGAGGGGGCCAGAAACGCCAUCCUGACCCAGAAGGACAGGAUCGUCAAGGCCACCAAGACCCGAGGCCUGCAGAGCUGCGUGGGCACCAGUCUGCCUUCGACGCCUUGUUUCUUCAUCAAAGUGCUUGGCUGUUUUGCCAUCUUUGCCAUCCUAGUAGCUUACCUGUAG
Messenger RNA from Podarcis lilfordi (Lilford's wall lizard), 12131 nucleotides. Lineage: Eukaryota; Metazoa; Chordata; Lepidosauria; Squamata; Lacertidae. The record is from the annotation of a GenBank genome assembly.